AUGCCCGGCGGUGCUGCCGCCGCGGCGGCCGCUCGCUGAGGCGCUCCCAUGGUGCCGGCGUCCGCCGGGGGCCUCGCGCCCGCCGAGCUGCCGAAACUUGGGGGAAGUUUCUGAGCGAGUUGCAACGUGGAUGGGAAUUGCUGGAGACAAUGAGUGGAUGGAGUGGAUACCUGAAGAGGGAGAUGGACAGGUGCUGGGAUGGCUGGAAAAGGCUGCGAUUUGCAGUUGAGCUGAGGGAGGCGUGAAGCAUCAUCCACCUGCUGCAGACAUCUGAGAACUAGAGGUAUGGAUCUUUGGCAUCUGCUGUUUGCUUUGGCACUGGUCUGUGCAAAUGACUCACUUUCUGCAAGUGAUGACAUUUUGCGGUGGCCACAAAUCAGCAAGUGUAGAUCACCUGAACUGGAAACGUUUUCCUGUUUUUGGACUGAUGGAGAUUUUUACAACCACACUGCUCCAGGAACAAUACAACUGUUGUACAUGAAGAGGAAUGAUGAAGACUGGAAAGAAUGCCCUGAUUAUGUCACUGCAGGAGAAAACAGCUGUUACUUCAACACGUCCUACACCUCCAUUUGGAUCCCAUAUUGUGUUAAGCUUGCCAAUAAAGAUGAAGUGUUUGAUGAAAAGUGUUUCAGCGUCGAUGAAAUAGUACUACCUGAUCCACCUGUCCACCUUAACUGGACUCUGCUAAAUACUAGUCAGACUGGGAUCCAUGGGGAUAUUCAAGUAAGAUGGGAUCCACCACCAACAGCAGAUGUUCAGAAGGGAUGGAUUACUCUGGAGUAUGAAUUGCAGUACAAAGAAGUGAAUGAGACAAAAUGGAAGGAGUUAGAGCCCAGGAUCUCAACAGUGGUUCCACUGUACUCUCUGAAGAUGGGAAGAGAUUAUGAGAUACGAGUCCGAUCAAGGCAACGCACCUCUGAAAAAUUUGGGGAGUUCAGUGAAAUCCUUUACGUGUCUUUCUCUCAGAUAGGCAUUGAAUUGGUUCCCUGUGAUGAAGAAAUUGAGUUUCCAUGGUUCUUGGUUGUUACCUUCGGAGCGUGUGGACUGGCUGUAACAGUGAUCUUAAUCCUGCUGUCUAAACAACCAAGGUUAAAAAUGCUGAUUUUUCCUCCUGUGCCAGUUCCAAAGAUUAAAGGGAUUGACCCAGAUCUCUUGAAGAAAGGAAAGCUAGAUGAAGUGAGCACCAUUUUAGCCAGCCACGACAGCUACAAGACACAGCUAUACAAUGACGACUUGUGGGUUGAGUUUAUUGAACUAGACAUAGAAGACCCCGAUGAAAAGAACAGAGUGUCAGAUACCAACAAGCUCCUGGGUGAAGACCAUCUGAAAUCACACAGUUGCUUGGGAGUGAAGGAUGAUGAUUCGGGACGGGCCAGUUGUUGUGAACCAGACAGUCCAGAGACAGACUUCAGUGCAAGCGACACAUGUGAUGCCAUCUCUGACAUCGAUCAGUUCAAAAAGGGAACUGAAAAAGAAGGGGAUCUCCUGUGCCUUGAUAGAAGAGAGAACGAUGAGUCACUUCCAAGCCUUGCCAACGCAAGCACCCAGCAGCCCUGUGCAAGUACUCGGUCCAGAAGCAGCCAGCUGUGGCCACCUUUCGCAGACAGCAUCAGCUCGGCGAGCCCAUCGAUCCGCACCCAGCUAAGCAACCAGAGUUCAUUGACAAACACGGACUUCUACGCCCAGGUGAGCGACAUUACUCCAGCUGGCCGUGUCGUGCUUUCGCCAGGGCAGAAAUCCAAGGUGGGGAGAGCACCGUUUGAAGGCUGCAGAGAGCAAAACUUCAUCAUGGACAACGCCUACUUCUGUGAGGCAGAUGUGAAAAGCUGUAUUGCUGUGACACCCCACAGAGAGGAUGAGCCACGCGUUCAGGAGCAAAGCUCUAUCGAGGAUGCCUACUUCACCACGGAGAGCCUUACCACUGCCGCUAUCAAUCUUGGAGCUUCGACAGCAGAAUCCCCAAGUUCGGAGAUGCCUGUCCCAGACUAUACAUCUAUCCAUAUCGUUCAGUCUCCACAAGGCCUUGUGCUCAAUGCAACCGCACUGCCUGUGCCAGACAAGGAAUUCAACGUGUCUUGUGGCUACGUGAGCACAGACCAGCUCAGCAAAGUCAUGCCGUAGCUCUUUUCUUAAUUAGAUGUACGCAGUAUUUCACAGCAGAGAGUCAGCUCAGGCUUGCGUGGCGAAGCCACAAUGAAGUCUAAAAGUUUCUCAUGGUUCUUGUAGGUUUAUCUGAGAUGUUGCAACAUAAAAACAUUCAUCGAAAUAUUCCUGUUGUGUUCUGUAAAUAUUACCUAUGAAUUUGUCUUGAGACUGUUUUACUGGCAGUGACUGUCUUGUUCUCGUGGGUGAUCUUUGUGAUACUAAACACUGAAAUUGCUAUGUGUAGUGUACAGUAGAUCAUGCAUUUUUGAUACAGCUAGGAACCGAGUGGUUAAAAGUUUCAAGAACUUAGCAAACACCAUGCUGUUGGCAGAGAUCUUUCUAUACCAAUGAUCUGGAAGUGGACACGCAGGUAAAAAGGAAUAGCUUGAAAUUUAAAAUUAUAUAUAUAUAUAUUAAAAAAAAAAUCUAUUUUGAUUUAUACAAAUUAAUAAAAUAUAUUUUAAUAUUCUAGUCACAGACACACACCAAAAAAAAAAAAAAAAAUCCCUGUAUAAAUGUUUUUCUAUAACACUAGAUGCUAAGGAAUGUAAUUGCUGCAACCUCAAAACAGAGUUGUCUGCUUUUAUAAGAGUCUUGGUCACAGCCAAAAAAGAAAAACCAAAAAGAAGGAACACUUUUUUUUUUUUUUUUUUUUUUUUAACAGAGCCAUUUUGUAUUUCCAAAGAAACGUAGAGAAAUUUUGAAGUGCUGUAGAACCUGACAAGUAACAGAAGUCUAUCACUUUCUUAUGGUAACCCAUCUAGAAAUUGCAAUUCAAGUUUUGUAGGGCACUUUAUAUACAAAAUAGUUGGGUGGAUUAUUCUGCUCUUCAUCAGAUGAUGGCUAAAUGCUAGUAAUAAGCAUUUUUAAGGGGAAGAUUCUGUUAACCACAGUGUGCUACUGUGCUCUCACUGAAAAUUCUUGAGAGUAUGUGAAUAAGCUCUAGUGAUAUAGCAGCAUAAUCUCUUCACGUUUGCUCGACUUCUGAAGCCCUCCUACAGCCAAAGACAUCACUGCGUUUAUUACUUUGCGCCACACAAAGUGUCGAUUGGAAAAAACCAAACUAAGGACUUCAGGAGUUAGCCAGCAGUGAAUUUCUAAAGAUGCAACAGGAUUCAAGGAUUGGUGAAACGUAGGGAACUGCAUACAGUGUUGGUCAAAAGUGUUUGUCGUUUUUGCAGCCUAAAGGCCGCUCCUCUGGCCACAUCAGGCAGAAAGGGAAGGAGAGAAAACUGAUAUUCAGUGGGAAAGCUUUUCUUUGUUCUCGACAGAGCUUUUAUUAUUGCUUCAGAAGUUGCCUUCCUAGCCCACGGCUUGGGGGGUUCUUCUUAGAAAGCAAAUGGGGAUGUUCAUUUCUUUUCUCUGACCUGAACAGAAGCGCGUGAAGUGCAGCGAACGUAGGCCUUGCUCGCAACGCCUCCCACCGGACUCACCGAUGCUCUCUUGGCGACCAAGGGCUACAGGACUGGGUGGGAUUCUUGAGUCCAGCGCCUACUUCAUGGUAAAUGUGCAUUAGGUAUUCUGCUAAUUUGCUGCUAUAUUUUUCUAACAGCUACAUUAUUUAGUUUCAUAUUAAAAAAAAAAUUCAUAGAUGGUAGACACUAAUGCAAGUAAUGCCUAUGUGUGUGUUUGGAAGAAGUUUCUUACUCUUGUUUCUAUUGCCAAAAAAUAGUUUAAAAUACCUCAAUCAAACUCAGAAUGUCAUUUUGGUACUUUACUGGUCACACAAGCCGUUCUACGCCGGUCAGAAGAUGUGUCUCUCAGUUUCUAUUUAACUUUCCUUAUGUCAGUGUUUUGUUUGUUUGUUUGUUUUUUCUCAAGGUUUAAUAAAUGUAUUGUCUUUGAUCUGUCCUGA
Pogoniulus pusillus (Red-fronted tinkerbird) is the source of this 4000-nucleotide messenger RNA. It is a transcript of the gene GHR, whose product is annotated as growth hormone receptor. The transcript is spliced from 11 exons. Gene Ontology annotation, molecular function: protein binding; cytokine receptor activity. Gene Ontology annotation, cellular component: membrane; external side of plasma membrane. Gene Ontology annotation, biological process: cytokine-mediated signaling pathway. The record is from RefSeq and is a predicted model, not a curated record. Lineage: Eukaryota; Metazoa; Chordata; Aves; Piciformes; Lybiidae. The coding region runs from base 286 to 2121 and encodes 611 amino acids.